Exophiala dermatitidis NIH/UT8656 is the source of this 468-nucleotide messenger RNA. RefSeq lists its product as uncharacterized. Bases 1 to 468 code for a protein of 155 amino acids. Lineage: Eukaryota; Fungi; Ascomycota; Eurotiomycetes; Chaetothyriales; Herpotrichiellaceae. The record is from RefSeq and is a predicted model, not a curated record. The transcript has a single exon. Gene Ontology annotation, cellular component: cellular bud neck; fungal-type vacuole.
AUGGUCGCGGCUACCAACAGCAAACUCCCGACCCUUCCCGGCGGUUAUAAUUAUCCUGCUCCUACCGUGCCUCCGAAAGCCGGUGCCCCUUACCUUCAGACUUCACGCCUGCCUGAGAACUUCGUCUUCAUAGUCGUGGGAGCCGCUCUGGGGUUUGUGGCUCUUUUGAUAUUUGCCUGGAGGCUCCUCCUGUCGUGGUCCAUCAACCGCAGCUUUAAACGAGAUGCCAAUGCUGGUACUGCAGCCGGUUCUGCAGCCUACACGCCCCUACCCGACCUCAAGAAGAAUGCUGCAUCACAAUCCGGUCACGACAUGGCCGAUCUGAGCAAAUUGCCCAGAUCCUUCUCGAGUGUUCCUAGUCUUUUCUUCUCGCCCACCGCCGAAGUUGCCAAACAAUCACAGCGGCCGCCCAGCCAGCACCUCCCGGCGGGUCAUUACCGCGAUGCCUCCGAUAACUAUCGCCGAUGA